Messenger RNA from Hevea brasiliensis (rubber tree), 3366 nucleotides. RefSeq names its product glycine-rich domain-containing protein 1. The record is from RefSeq and is a predicted model, not a curated record. The transcript has 9 exons. The coding region runs from base 192 to 3011 and encodes 939 amino acids. NCBI's taxonomy places the organism in Eukaryota, Viridiplantae, Streptophyta, Magnoliopsida, Malpighiales, Euphorbiaceae.
AUGCCUGUCUUCAACCUUACAGAGUAAUCCAAAACUUGCAAAUUCAUCAAACUCUCUCAAUAGUCAAUAGCAUCAUUACACAUAGAAAUCCUACUCUCGCCGGGCCGGAAACUGUUGCCGGAGAUCACCAAGCUUUCUUCGGUGACAAGAACAACUGGAAGAUCAUUCUACUUUCUGGAAAUACUUAAGAAAUGGAGAUGGAACAAGAGUUAGAGUGGCUUGAAGCGCAGAAGAUAGCGAUAAGUGUGGACCUUUUGGCUGCAGCCAAGCAGCAGCUUCAGUUUCUUGCAGCUGUUAAUAAGAAUCGUUGGCUCUAUGAAGGCCCUACUCUUGAAUGGGCCAUCUAUAGGUACAAUGCUUGUUGGCUUCCCUUGCUUGCCAAACACUCUGAGUCACCAGUUUCUGAAGGGCCACUGGUUGUGCCUCUUGAUAGCGAGUGGGUUUGGCAUUGCCAUAGGCUGAAUCCAGUAAGGUACAAAACUGAUUGUGAGGAACUUUUUGGAAGGAUACUGGACAAUUCUAAUGUUGCAUCUUCUGUUAAAGGAGUCUGCAGAAAGCAAACUCAAGAAAUUUGGAAAAAGUUGUAUCCAGAUGAGCCUUAUGACUUUGACUUGACCAGAGCUUUAUCUGCAGCUACCAAUGAAAAACUUUUGGCAACUGAAAAAUGCACCAAAUAUGAUUUGGUUUCAGCAGUUAAAAGGCAGAGUCCUUUCUGUUAUCAGGUGUGCAGACCUCAUAUUAACUAUGAUAUUUUUCUUGAAGAAGCUGUGGCCAGAUAUAAGGGGUUUUUGCAUCUAAUUAAGAGAAAUAAGGAACGAUCCAUAAACCGCUUUUGUGUUCCAACUUAUGACAUUGAUCUUAUCUGGCACACACACCAGCUGCAUCCUAUUUCUUAUUGUAAAGAUUUGAUUGAAGCACUUGGCAAUAUAUUAGAGCAUGAUGACAUGGAUUCAGACAGGACUAAAGGAAAGAAGCUAGAUGUUGGGUUUUCUGGAACUACCAAGCAGUGGGAAGAGACAUUUGGGACAAGGUAUUGGAAGGCAGGUGCAAUGUAUAGAGGCAGAGAACCAUCUCCUCUCACAAGAGUUCCAUUCCUGCCAACUCUCUUGAGAAAAGAUGUACUAGCAUCACAUGAAUGUCAAAAGAUGAUUCAACUUCCAGAAGUGAAAAUUGUGGAGGUCCUUUUGGAGAUUGUGGGAGUUAAAAACAUACCAGAGGGGCACAAGGGAUGCCUUCUUGUCAGAUUUAGUAAAAAGCAGCCUGAUGUAUUCUUCAAUGCUAAGCAGAAAAUAACAAUUCUGUCAGAAUCUGAAGAAAAACAGGUUGCUUCUUUCCAGUGUGAACCUAAGGGAGAGCUGUUCUUUGAACUUAUUUCACAUUCAUCUUCCAACUUACUAGUAAACAAGGCAUUUAGAACAAUGGGUACUGCUUCAUUAUCUUUGCAAGACUAUCUGAAUCCAGUUUCUAAACUUUCAAUUGAAAAAUGGGUGGAAUUGCAGACCAGUUCUGGCAAUUUGAGCUCAAAGCCGAUCUGCCUACGAAUUGCUGUCUCAUUGACUGUUCCCAUCCAAUCACCAUAUGUACUUCACAUGGUUCGUUCAAAAUCACUUUCAAAAACUUGUUUUUUCCCUCUUUCUGGAAGGGUUCAACAUGCUAAAGUUUGGACACACAUCACUGAUGAAAAUGAUGCGGAGGUCAUCAGCCUGCAAAUGAGGGACUCAACAGUGGCAAAGACAACCGACAAGAGCAUACUUAAGAAGCAAGUAGUUGGUUCUAUGAAAUCUGGUGAGAUACGUGUACUGGCAGAGUUUACGAGGACUCAUUGGUCAUUAAUGGAUUCUCAGUGGUGCCUUCAGUUUAAAACAAAAUCUGAUGAAGAUGGUCAUUACUGUGAUCUCAUUGGCAGCAGGACGAUAAAAGUUUUUCAUGGCAGAAAGCUGGAUUUUGAGCCCAAACGCUGUGAGAAGCAAAGAAAUGAACAAGAUUUUGUCACCGCAGUUGAAUUUUCUGCAGAGGAUCCAUAUGGUAAAGCAGUGGCAUUGCUCGACUUGAAGUCUGGGUCUGUCAAGGUGAAAGAAGAAUGGUUGGUGUUGCCUGCAAUCAUUUCAGCUUUUAUACUUGCUGAUAUUUUGAAAAAUAAAGGGGAUAGGGGCUUCAUUAUUAACAGUGAAAAUUUGGAGUUGGAUGGUAAUAUUGAAGAGGUCAGUGGGUUAAAUGAAGAAACCAAACAAAAGACUACUGCAAAAAGCAAAGAGGAGGUGAAUGUGGAUGACAUAAAGAGUGGAGGCUGUGGAGGUGGUUGCGGUGGUGCAUGUGGAAACGUGGAAAGAAAAGUGGAGUUGAAUGUGGAUGAAAUAAAGAAUGGAGGCUGUGGUGGUGGUUGUGGUGGUGGAUGUGGAAACAUGGUAAAAAGUGGGAGCUGUGGGGGUGGCUGUGGCGGCGGUUGUAGUGGGGGAUGUGGAAGUAUGGUAAAGAGUGGUGGCUGUGGUAGUGGAUGUGGUAGUGGUUGUGGCGGUUGUGGCGGUGGAUGUGGAAGCAUGUUCAAGAGUGAUGGCAAAGCGCCUGGAGAUACAGUGGAGAGUGGUGGUUGUGGUGGCGGUUGUAGUGGGGGAUGUGGAAGUAUGGUAAAGAGUGGUGGCUGUGGUAGUGGAUGUGGUAGUGGUUGUGGCGGUUGUGGCGGUGGAUGUGGAAGCAUGUUCAAGAGUGAUGGCAAAGCGCCUGGAGAUACAGUGGAGAGUGGUGGUUGUGGUGGCGGUUGUAGUGGGGGAUGUGGAAGUAUGGUAAAGAGUGGUGGCUGUGGUAGUGGUUGUGGCGGUUGUGGCAGUGGAUGUGGAAGCAUGUUCAAGAGUGAUGGCAAAGCGCCUGGAGAUACAGUGGAGACUGGUGGUUGUGGUGGCUGUGGAGCCAGUUGUGAAGAUAAAACAUCACAUGAAACUAUUGUUAGGAACCCCCACAUGGAUUCUUCCCCCAUAGAUUCAUCCAUCUAUGCGAAUGAAGCAAUAGUCGCUUGAUCACUAUGAAUUUAUAAGUGCCUGCAAGGAGCAUUCUUAAUAAAGUUCAUUAAAAAAUGGAAACUCUUAAAUUCAAUAAAAAAAAAAUCAUGAUCAUGAAGUGUCAUGAAGAAAUAAGGUUCUCUUCAUUAUUGCCAAGUACAGUGGUAUAUAUCUCUACAUAUGGUGUCUAUUACACAAGGUUCUUCCAUCUUCUUUGAGUCAUGGGUCGAACCGACACUCCUUGUGUUUCCUACUUGGAUGUUCAUGAAACUAGAGUAUUGGCAUAUUUCUGGUUCCUGUAUUGGAGUGAAUUAGCUAUCAAAGUGAUCUGACAAGUCUGCCUUGGUUCAAUUACAUUGAUAUUUCAGUUUUA